UUGUGGAUUUAGAUCGAGAGUAGAGCAUUGCAGAGAGAGAUCGAGAGAGAAAAGGGGAAGAUGGGUCUCCUCAUCAACAGAGUGGAGAGAAGAGAGAUCAAGCCCGGAGACCACAUCUACACUUACAGAACUGCCUUCACCUACUCCCACCACGGUAUCUUUGUUGGGGAAAACAAGGUGGUCCAUGUUACAUCUGAUAAAAAUUUGAAUUCAAGCAGUGGGAUAUCUUCUGAUUCUAGCUUUUAUAAUUCAAGGUUGAUCUGCUCUUCCUAUCCCGAAUGUGGAUUUAGGAAACCCAACAGUGGUGUAGUCCGUUCUUGCCUGGAUUGUUUCCUUCGAAAUGAAUCUCUGUAUCGUUACGAAUAUGGAGUUUCCCAAUCAGUUUUCUUUGCUCAUGUGCGGGGUGGCACAUGCACCACUGCAAAGUCUGACCCACCAGCAGAAGUUAUCCGAAGAGCAUCGUAUCUUCUUGAAAGUGGAUUUGGCAAUUAUGAUUUGAUUCAAAACAACUGCGAAGAUUUUGCGCUUUAUUGCAAAACUGGUCUUCUGACAUUAGACAAAAUAAAAACUGAUAUUGGAAAAACUGGGGGUAGCCACCAAAAAAAAGCAAACAAACUGGGGGUUGGAGCAAGUGGUCAAGUCUCUUCCGUCUCUUCUGUCCUUGAUGCCCUAUUGGAGGCCAUUCCUGGAUUUGGCAAUAAUGAUUUGCUUCAAAACAACUGUGAAGAUUUUGCGCUUUAUCGCAAAACUGGUCUUCUGGCAUUAGACAAAAUAAAAACUGUUUUUGACAAAGCUCGGGGUAGCCACCAAAAAAAAGCAAACAAACUGGGGGUUGGAGCAAGUGGUCAAGUCUCUUCUGUCUUUGGUGCCAGAUUAGAGGCUUGUCUGAAUUUGUGGAUGCCAUCUCAUGUUAGCCGGGCUAUGGUAAAGGCUGCAGAAAAUUACUCUUUGGACAGGUAUGAAGCUGAUAUUGGCGUUCGAGAUGAUGUGAUGAAGGUGGCAGUGGAGGACUUGGCUGUUAAACUGGGUUGGGAAGGCCAACAUCAUGAGGAAGUAGCUGAUGACGCUGAGGCUUCAAAGCGAGACUUUGUUGCAAUGAAUUCAGUGUCAAUUCCAAUUCUUGAUGGAACAAAUUUCUCAAAAUGGUCUGAACAAGUUCAGUUUUACCUUGGUCUUUGGGAUCUUGAUUUAGCACUCCGGACUGAGAAACCGCCUACUAUUACUGAUUCAAGCAGUCCAAAAGAAAAGGCUAGAUACAAGUUUUGGGAGCGAUCAAACAGAUUAAGCGUUAUGUUUAUGCGAAUGAACAUGGUAGACAAUAUUAAAUCAACUCUUUCUGAAUGUGACACUGCUAAAGAAUUAUUUAAAACCAUGGAAAAACGUUUCCAAUCGAUUGACAAGUCUCUUACGGGAACAUUGAUGGAUGAACUUACCGCCAUGAAAUUUGAUGGUACACGUGAAAUACAUGAGCAUAUCCUUGAAAUGACAAAUAAAGCUACCAAAUUAAGGGCUCUUGGAAUGAAUGUGGAUGAGUUAUUUCUCGUACAAUUGAUUUUGGACUCCUUGCCUCCCCAGUAUGAAGUUCAAGAAGAGAUAAGGCUUGAGCAACAAAGACAUUAUUCAGUUCACCCUGUAAGUCAAGGAGUCAAAAAGAUUGAGCCACCUGAAGUUAAUGGGCCUUCUCAAGUAAUUGAGGUUCAUGAGAAGAGACAAAACAAUUUCAUAGAGCCACCUGAAGUUAAUGAACUUCAUCAAGUAAUUGAGGUUCAUGAGAGGAGACAAAACAAUGUCACAUGCUAUUUCUGCAAUCAGGUUGGGCAUACGAAGAAAAAUUGCCACAAACGCAGGAUAUGGUUUGAAAAGAAGGGGAUUCCUUACAAUUCAAACCAUAAACCCAAAUAAAAAUUUCAUAUUCAUAGACAAUGGAAUCAAAGUUCCAGUUGUUACCAUCGGGGCUUUCGUUUGUUUCUAGAUACUGAUUGUUACCUAGAUUUGUUUUAGACAUUUUAUGUUUCUUCUAUUUCUUAAAAUUUGGUUUCUUUGCCUAAAGUUGAUCUUGAUGGCUAUCUGAUGGUUUCAUAUUGGGGAUUAUACCCUAAAUCCCAAAAAGAUGAAAUCAAAGUAGGUGAUGAAGUAGAUGGGAGGCAUCGAAAUAAAAGUAUCAUUUGGUAAAUUAUUGGGAGCUCAUGCAGCCUAUGCUGAAUUAAUAUAUCGUGUUUUGGGGAUGUUUUAUUUUUGAAUGAUAUUUCAGUUUGUAAUAA
Alnus glutinosa is the source of this 2261-nucleotide messenger RNA. RefSeq lists its product as uncharacterized. The transcript is spliced from 4 exons. The coding region runs from base 61 to 1902 and encodes 613 amino acids. The record is from RefSeq and is a predicted model, not a curated record. Lineage: Eukaryota; Viridiplantae; Streptophyta; Magnoliopsida; Fagales; Betulaceae. Gene Ontology annotation, molecular function: nucleic acid binding; zinc ion binding.